UAGAAAUUAAAAAGUGUAAAAAUGUUAAUAUUAUCGUAAUUAGCCUCUCGUAAACUCCGGCCAACUCCUUCGUCAUGUUCUUCAUACAAUUAAUCAUCAUCAUUGUUCUAUUAUUACAACCAUAUUAUCACAGUUGAUCUUUGUUGUAAAUUUUCUUUUUGUUCAUUAAUAUUAUUAUUGAUGGCGGAUGGGGAGGACGAUGGGUCAACCUUGCUUCCGAGGUUGAUCAUUUGCCUGGUAGCAGCAGCCUCCGCAGCCGUAGUAGUCACGAUCUACCACUGUGUCACAACGGGCCACAUCCGGGCCAUACUCCGUUUACGCACCGGAGGCCAUACGUGGCAACUAAGAGCCCAUCAUCAUCAGCAACAGCUGGUGGACCCGGUCCAGAACAGCAUGAGCAUGGAGAAUUCCUUGGCGGAACUCAUCCCGUCCCACAAGUACCAAAAGGGGUCGGGUUUGAUACUGAUGCACUUGUUGGAUUCUAACGCCGCCGAAACGCCUUCUCCCCAUUCCCGGCCGAGCCACCAGCAGCGUGAUUCUCAGUUUCCGACUGCUCAGAUUGUCUAA
This is a messenger RNA of Oldenlandia corymbosa var. corymbosa, 567 nucleotides long. Lineage: Eukaryota; Viridiplantae; Streptophyta; Magnoliopsida; Gentianales; Rubiaceae. The record is from the annotation of a GenBank genome assembly.